AUGAAUAAUUUCACAAGUUUACAGACGACCCAAGCCAAUACUUUAACCCUUCAAGUCCCACUUAUCAGCUUGCAGACGUACGAGCUCUGGGUGGAGAUACUGCACGUGCCGACUCUGGCGCUCAGCAUUCUGGGAAUCAUCACCAACAUCGUCAACAUCCGUGUUUUUCUAAGGCAAGGCGUGACAUCGGAUAGCCCCACCAUGUCUCUCUUCGCCCUCUCCGUCUCCGACUUUCUCGUCUGUUCGCUCAUCUUUCCCCAGGCCGUCUGCUUCUACUUCGACGCUCAUUCGGAUAUUCAGAACGUGCUGAUCAAAAACUGUUUCGUCUUGUCCACCAUGGCGUCGACUUACCCUCAUAUCGUAUGCACCAAGAUAACUUGUUGGCUGACAGUGUACAUCUCCGUGGAGAGAGCUGUAUCUGUUGUUUUACCUCUAAAAGUCAAGUCCAUGUUCAAGGUCCAGAACACGGUCAAAAUCAUUGUUUUGAUCUGUUUGGUGUUGGUGGUCGCGCAUAUACCAUACGCCACGACUACCUCAGUCAUCUGGCUAUCGGAUCCGAACCGCAACAACUCGUACCGGGCGGUCAACUCGCACUCGGCGCUGGGCUCCCUGUUUUUCCAACUCAACAACAUCAUCAUCAACUUAUCUCUUACUUCCGUCGCCAUGGUCGUCGUCGCCAUGGCGACGUUUACUAUGGUUACGCGUUUGAUCCGAUCACGAAAAUGGCGGGCUUUGGUUUCUUCAGCGAAGUACACCCAGAGGACAAGCCAAAACGAUAACGCGUCUGACGCUCUAUCCUUGAAAGAAACGGAAGUUGUCAAGACGAUGGUUGCUAUAACAACCAUUUUUCUGGCGUGCCAGGCAGUCAGUCACAUACCUGCCAUAGUCAUGUCCACUGUUCCUGGCGUAGCAGUCGAUGGGUAUAACAGAUAUGUAUUUAAUCUUAUUUAUUCUGUGAGAUUUGUCUUUGAAGUGCUCAACUCUGCAGUGCAUUUCUUUGUCUAUUUCAAGCUAAGCUCUAAGUACAAUAAAACUUUGACGGAACUAAGAACAAACACUUCAUGA
Molecule: messenger RNA, 1065 nt
Organism: Biomphalaria glabrata
Lineage: Eukaryota; Metazoa; Mollusca; Gastropoda; Planorbidae
Product: pyrokinin-1 receptor-like
Exons: 1
Coding region: 1-1065 (354 amino acids)
Cellular component (GO): membrane
Molecular function (GO): G protein-coupled peptide receptor activity
Source: RefSeq, a predicted model, not a curated record